Molecule: messenger RNA, 363 nt
Organism: Candidula unifasciata
Lineage: Eukaryota; Metazoa; Mollusca; Gastropoda; Stylommatophora; Geomitridae
Source: the annotation of a GenBank genome assembly
AUGGAGCACAGGGCUGAGGAAACAAGUCCUGCCAUCAGCGUGAAAACUUUUGUUUUAUUUGACACUGAAACAACAGGAUUACCAAGCCCCGGCUAUAAUCCAGGUAUCGUGGAGCUGUGUUUUAUUGCUGUAACUAGGGAGGAACUUCUUACAAAGCAGAAGACUUUGCGUGUGAUCAAUAAGCUGGUUAUAUGUGUCAAUCCUUGCAAGAAGAUUGGAUCUUCAGCAUCGGAAAUCACUGGUCUGUACAAUGAAGCGCUUGAAGACAUGCCAUCAUUCAACAAACAAGCACCAUUAAUCACCAUGUUUCUGGAGAAUCUCCCACAGCCGGUCUGUCUGAUUGCCCACAAUGGAAACGAGUGA